Nannizzia gypsea CBS 118893 is the source of this 3822-nucleotide messenger RNA. Its product is annotated as meiotically up-regulated 190 protein. The record is from RefSeq and is a predicted model, not a curated record. The transcript has 4 exons. Gene Ontology annotation, molecular function: lipid binding. Bases 1 to 3822 code for a protein of 1273 amino acids. Lineage: Eukaryota; Fungi; Ascomycota; Eurotiomycetes; Onygenales; Arthrodermataceae.
AUGACGACUCAAAAGAAGCCUGGCGGCUACUGGAGCGAGGCUAAUCCGGUCCCGACUGUACAGCAAUUCAUUGCUGAAUUAGAUGCUGGAAAGGCAGACCGAGAUAAGCAAAUUGAUGAGGAGGCGCAAAAGAAAAACGCGCCGCCGAAAAAACAUCCAGGAACAUCUGCUCCUCAUAGGAAGCCUGUGCCCAAGUCUAAAUCUAAGAGCCGGGUAGUGACUGAUCCAACAACUGGCACAGAAGUGGAAAUCGACGAUGUAGAUAAGGAAUUUAUGAAAGCUGUCAGAGAACCCCAGUCUGUUCAAACCAAACCAUCACAAUCGCUGGAGGAGUAUAAACAUAGUCAGGAUAUAGUAUCUCCACCGGAGCCAAUUGCGGCUGGAACUACAAGCGAUGUGCCCAUCCAUGGGGAAAGAACCAAUAUUCUAUUCCACCCAACACCUUCAAUCAGCUAUGAGCCUAUGUUCAAAAUAUUGGAGAAAAGAGCCGGCGUCUUAUGCUCAGUUAUUUUCGGUUCCAUUUUGGUUGCUGGCCGCUUCGCAGGAGGUGAAUUGAAAUGGAUUUUCCCGCUUGCCUGUUGCGUUGCAACAGGCGUAUGGUUCUGGACAUAUGAUGUUAUCCGUCGAGGCCGGACUUUUGAAUGGCAUUCCGAAAAGCUUCGUGGACAGACAGCGACUGCAAAUCUCAUACCGGAGUCCGCAGAAUGGUUGAAUUCGUUCGUUGAGAUAUUUUGGGGCUUGGUCAACCCGGAAAUGUUUGCCAGCGUUGCUGAUACAAUCGAGGAUGUUAUGCAUGCGUCGUUACCGGGCAUAAUCGAGAAUGUCCGGAUAGCUGAAAUAGACCAAGGAUCGAAUCCCUUGCGUGUAAUCAGCUUGAGAUCAUUGCCUGAUGGCCAGUGUUCAGAUUUGAUACAAGGGUUGCGCUCUUAUAAUCGGGAAAACAAAGACGAACAGCAAGCUGCCGCUGAAGAAGAAGGCGGCCAACCUUAUAAUCUUGAAUGCUCAUUUGCAUACCAUGCCAAACCAUCUAGCGGAAGCACAUCCGCUAAAGCACAAAACAUGCAUAUGAUGGUGGUUUUCUACCUUGGAGUAAAGGGGUUAUUCGGGGUCCCUUUUCCUAUUUUCGUUGAAUUGACAGAGCUCGUUGGCACCGUCAGGCUUCGUUUGCAGCUUAGCCCUGAAGCGCCAUUUGCGAAGAGUUUGACAUUCAGCUUAAUGGGGAUGCCACAUAUUCGAGCCGGCUGCACUCCCAUGGUCAAACGAGGUAUAAACAUCUUGAACCUCCCGUUGAUAUCCAACUUCGUCAACUACGCCAUUAAAGCCGCGAUGGGCAUGUAUGUAGCACCAAAGUCAAUGUCAAUUGAUCUUGGCAUGAUUCUUGGAGGGGAUGAUAUCCAGAAGGAUACCAGCGCACUGGGCGUUUUCUGGGUGAGGAUCCAUCGUGCCAAUGGUUUGAGCAAGCAAGACAAGAGAGGUAGCAAAGGUGGUGGCAGCGACCCUUACAUUAACCUCUCAUUCUCAAAGUAUGGGAAGCCAAUGUAUUGUACAAGAGUUAUUUGCGACGAUCUCAACCCAGAGUGGGAGGAGUCUGCCGCUCUCCUUGUUACCCCUGAGCUUAUCAAGGCCGAUGAAAAGCUUAGUGUUGAAUUAUGGGAUUCCGACAGGAGUACUGCCGACGACAUCGUCGGUAAGGUCGAGCUGUCUAUGCAAAAUUUGCUUCAGCACCCUGGAAAAAUGUUCCCUAUUACUUCUAAGCUUCAGGGUAUGGAUGCAGGAACUGAGAUGCCAGGAGAACUACACUGGGAAGUCGGAUACUUCCGCAAGCCACAUUUCCGGCACGCUCUUCGUACUGACGGCAAAGAUGAAAAGCUUCCCGCGGAAUUCAAGGACCAUCCCGCUCUCCAAGACGAGAAAGGGAAUGUUCCUGAGCCCGUUGAUGACGCGGAGGCAGUUACCUGCACCCCGCCCGAUCCUCUCUGGCCAAGUGGUAUAUGCACGGUAGUCAUCCACCAGGUUGUUAACCUACAAGUUCAGGAUAUCAAAGGAACUCUCAAAAACCGUAAAGGUAACGAAUAUGAUGCUGCUAGGUCAUAUGGAGAGAGUACUGGGGAAGAAGGGAAGCAAUUCCCAACUAGCUACUGCACCAUCCACUUGAAUGAUGAACCGAUAUUCCGCACUCGGGCCAAGGCAGUAUCUAGUAAACCUAUAUUCAAUGCUGGAACGGAGAAGUUCGUUCGAGAUUGGAGAUCAGCCAUGGUCACUGUCGCCGUCCGUGAUCAAAGGAACAGAGAGCAUGAUCCAAUCCUAGGUAUUGUGCCUCUCAAGCUUUCAGAUAUCUUCCAGGCCAGCUCUCAGGUCACUAGAUGGUAUCCGUUAGAUGGAGGUAUUGGCUUUGGGCGCAUUCGGAUUUCUCUUUUGUUCCGAAGUGUCGAGCUUAGGCUCCCACCCCAGCUACUUGGAUAUGAUGUCGGUACCUUCAACAUCACAUCGAGCAGGAUAACAUUGAAAAACUGUGCCUCUCGUGGCAAGAUGAAGAUCAGAACCAGUGGAGUAAAUGUUUCGAUACCCCGUUCUGCAUGGAAUCCAGAUUCUAUAGAAGAAAAUGGAGGCUUCUUCGACCUCACAUCAGACUUGAAGGAGGAAGUCGUAUUGCCUACUAAACACCGUUACCGGUCUGCGAUUAUUUUCGAGGUUCAACAUAGCUCAGGCACCGCCAACGCCCUCGUGUGGCUCCAGAAUCUAGUUGACAACGAAGAAACGCCCGUCGACAUACCUAUCUGGACGGCUAAGAAUUCCGCACGACUAGUUCAGAACUACAUGACGGAAGAGAACUGGGAAAAAGCAAAGAAAAGUCCUGGGCUGGAGGACCUUGAGAUGGUUGGGCGAAUGCAGUUCAGCUGCCGCUUCACCCCUGGCUUCCAUCUGAGCCAUGAGAAGCUUGUCAACAACAAUGAUUCUAGAGAGGCGUUUGAGACUUGGGAGGCAAGUGUAUCUGAAGGCGUACGAGGGGAUAUUCAAUCUGAAGUUCCGCCAACGGUGCAGAGGUUGCAUGAGAUAUCCCUGGUCCAGGAACGGGAUAUCCUCCGUCAGGCCAACGCCAAACUUCGGAGGCCGAGAUCUAAAGAUAGCGACAUAUCUUCAAUUGACGAUGUUAUCCGAAAGUCGAUGACGGGAAACGCCAGCUCUCGUAUUGAGGGAGAUGCAUCUCAAGACCUACACGAGACCCAACGCAGGGAUCGAUCUCGUCCGACAACCGCAGGGAGCGCAAAUACAAAUACCAAUGCAAAUGCAAAUACCACUGCAAAUACAAAUUCAAACGGAGCCGUCCCAGGACCCAUGAUCAUGGGUGGGGAUGGCAUGCCCGAAAACGACAACAACACCCAAAGGGGAGACCACACCAAUGGCCCUGCCGCUGAAGAUGCUGAUAGACCCCUCGGAGAUAGUGAUGCAGCCAGAGCUGAGGCCACCGGUGGAGCUAUGCCUUCUGAUCAAUAUGAUCUAGAUGACGACUGGGAAAGUAACUACGGCGAUGGCAAUGGCAACACCAAUGGCAGUGACAACAACAACGUGGAUGGUGCACUGGUGGAAGGGGUCCUCUCGGAGUCAAGCCACGAAACGACGGAAGAGAGAAGGGAGCGAAUUGGCAAUAAGGAAAACCGACGAAGCGAAUGGCGAAAGCAUCGUGGCGUGAUGCAAUGGCGCCCAGCCCGUAAUGCUGCCUUCGUCAAACACGAAGCUACCUUUGCGAUGAAGAAGGUGAAGGACAAGUUAAUGGGCGACAUGACCGGCAGGGAACCAGAUAUUCGAACCGAAGUUGGCUGA